Lotus japonicus is the source of this 1148-nucleotide messenger RNA. RefSeq lists its product as uncharacterized. Bases 309 to 902 code for a protein of 197 amino acids. NCBI's taxonomy places the organism in Eukaryota, Viridiplantae, Streptophyta, Magnoliopsida, Fabales, Fabaceae. The transcript is spliced from 2 exons. The record is from RefSeq and is a predicted model, not a curated record.
UAUAAAACCCCCCAAGAAACAGAACCAGAGGUCAUCACUUUCACUUCAAGUCUUCAUAAUUCAUUGGCCUCUCUGUUUCUUCCAAAUCCUCAACAUUCCUUCCAGUGCUUAUUUACGGUUAUACCCUUCUGGUAAUGAUAGGUUUCAACCACCGUGAGCCACAGAGCCAACCCUCUUCUCCAUCUCUCCGAUUUCCUCACCGCAGAUAUGUUCGCUACCGCCGAUUGAGGCACCGCGCCGAACCCCUCAAAUUCCACUCUUACCCCUCCCUGUAAACUUCUUCAUUUUCCAUUUCACAACCACUUUCCAUGGCAACCUCCAAGAACCACCGUAGCUGCCACGUCGAAACUCACCGGCGUGGGAAGUUAGCAGAGAGAUCAUCAUCUUUUUGCAGUCAAACCUCGACGUCGACGUCGUCAUCAUCAUCGGCGGCCUCCAUGCCCGCCGCAAAACUCCGGCGGCCGAAGACGGUGCCGGACCUUAAGCUACCGGCGGGGGCGGAUGUUUCGCCGAGACAACCUCCGAAGCUGCUGCUGAAGGUGACGAUGAUGAGGAGCCUGGGUCCGGUGCUGGUGGUGAUGUCGCCGGAGUCAACAGUCGGCGAUUUGGUGGCGGCGACGCUGCGACAAUACGUGAAGGAAGGUCGCCGGCCAAUCUUGCCUUCCGGCGACCCCUCUCAGUUCGACCUCCAUUAUUCUCAAUUCAGCUUAGAAAGUUUGGAUAGGAAGGAGAAGCUUAGUGACAUUGGAUCUAGAAAUUUCUUUAUGUGUCCGAGGGGUGAUGUUUCUGGGAAGGAUAGUAACGUGACGACGCCGUUUGCUGCGUCGUGUUCAAGAGAAGUGGACAAAGAUGGUGGUAGUGGUGGUGGUUGGUUGAAGUUCAUGGAUUUCUUGUCGAAAUGAUCAUCGCAAAUUAUGUAGUCAUUUGGAAUAAUUUAGAAACUUCGAUAUCAUUGUUCUUUGUGUAGAAUGAAUGGAACAAUGAAAUGAAUGGUUUGUGAUAUAAGGUCGGUAAGAACUAGGUGUAGAAUUAAUAGAUUUUUGGGGCAUGGCAAAGCAAAAUGCUGCAAAUUUGCUAGCUCCUAAUGAUUUAUUGUGAUUCUCAAUCAAACUAAUCUUGAAGCGAUGUAUGGUUCAAUUAUCUUUUCA